Messenger RNA from Drosophila ficusphila, 2726 nucleotides. RefSeq names its product protein abrupt. Gene Ontology annotation, molecular function: protein binding. The transcript is spliced from 3 exons. Gene Ontology annotation, cellular component: nucleus. Lineage: Eukaryota; Metazoa; Arthropoda; Insecta; Diptera; Drosophilidae. The record is from RefSeq and is a predicted model, not a curated record. The coding region runs from base 377 to 2410 and encodes 677 amino acids. Gene Ontology annotation, biological process: regulation of transcription by RNA polymerase II.
AUCAGCCGGAACGUAAACAGUCGCUGCUUUUCACGCUUUCCGAUAAAAAUGUUUAAAUCACACUGUGUUAAUUAGAACCAAAAUCAAAAUCAAUGCGCCUGUGGACGCGAACGACUCGAGAUCGUGUGCGCGCGAACGCGGAUUGAACAGCGAGUUAUCAAAUAAAACAAGAGGCGAAGCCUAGUAACAGAGUGCGUGAGAAGGCGUGAUUGGUGAUUUUUGGCCCGUGAACGAAUCACGAGCAAAGCGGAUAAACAAAAGCCAUAAAAAACAGAUUCGCACGAGAAUCGAGAAGUCUGUGCGCAUAAAUUAUAGCCUGGAAUUAAUAUCGGAGCAGCCUGGUCCACCUGGAAAUCGGCGAAUCCGACCAUCUGCCAUGGACGACGAGUUCAAGCUGUGCUGGAAGAACUUCCAGGACAACAUAGCUAGCGGCUUUCAGAAUUUGUACGACCGCGGCGACCUGGUGGACGUGACCCUCGCCUGCGACGGCAAGCUCCUCCAUGCCCACAAAAUCGUGCUGGCCAUUUGCAGUCCUUACUUCCAGGAGAUCUUCACUACAAAUCCCUGCAAGCAUCCCAUCAUAAUACUCAAAGAUGUUAGCUUUAAUAUUAUGAUGGAGCUGCUGGAGUUCAUGUACCAAGGUGUAGUCAACGUGAAGCACACGGAGCUGCAAUCGUUUAUGAAGAUUGGCCAGCUGCUGCAGAUCAAGGGCUUGGCCACCAACUCCAACUCCUCGCCGGGAUCGAGUGCCUCCGAGAAGUCCUCUAGUCAGCCGCCCGCAGAAGAAUCGAACAACAGCAAUAACACUAGCAAUAACCAUCAGAACUCCAGUUCCAAUAGCAAUAACAACAGCAAGUCAGAAGCGGAUCACAAUGAGUCAAAGGGCCAAAGCAAUUCGAGGACCACUUCGCCAGGUGGUGCCAGCAGAGCCUCCAACGAGGCCAGUCACCUGUACAACGCCAGCAAACGACCGAUGCCGUCGGAUUUUGGCAGCGAUUCCCUGUCCAUUUACUCCGGAAAGCAGCUGCGGCGCUCCUUGAAGGAUCACGGAUCCGGUGGAAGCGAAGGCGGCGGUGGCGAGAACACGGACAGUGCCGCAGGCAUGGAAAACAGCCUGAACUCGGAGGAGUUCUUCCUGCCACCCAUUCCGCACAUAACCAUGGGAGAGCCGCGCUACGAUCUCGGUGGGCUAAAGCGAGAGUCGGAUGGCCACCACCACGGUCCCUCGUCGGGCGGUAGUGGCGGCAGCGUAGGCAGCCUGGCCUCCUCGGCCUCUUCCUCGGCGCCCAUCCGGAACCCCUUCGCGCCGGCCUUCAAUCUGGACUACAACUUCUACAAGAGCGGCAACAGCAGCGGACCCAGCGGCAGUGGCAACAGCUCCGGCGGUCCUGGAGGCAUCAACAACAACGGAUCCGUGGGCUUGGGCUCCGGCACCGAAUACCCCAACGAGUUGUACAUGCCCAACGACUACUCCAAAAACUUUGCCAACCACAUGGACAUUCCCUCAAGCGGCAGCAACAUGGUGAUGCUGUCCACCACCUCGCUGCUCCACGGCAACUGCGUGUUCAACCGCAACAACACGGUGGCCACGCAGCAGGGCAUGAAGACCUACUGGCUGUGCAAGUCCUACCGGAUCAGCAUGUGCCGGGCGCGGUGCAUCACCCACCUGGGCAGGAUCAUCUCCGCCACGGGCGUGCACAACCACCCGCCGCAUAUGCGCGGUCAGGGAUCCUCGUCAGCCUCCUCGUCCUCGGUUUCUGGAACGGCUUCUGCCGGUUCGGCUGCCAUCGCCAACCAAUCGGGAUAUUCCCUGGCGGACGGUGGCAGCCACCUGGGCACGGACCUGCAGCAUGGCAACCGGGUGAGCAACAUGUUCGCCAACCAAACGCCUCCGCCGCCGCCGCCUCCACCUCCGCUGCCAGUGGCAUCCACGACGCACCACCCGCACCAUCACCACCACCUGGGACAGCCGCUGCCGAAUCUCCUGGUGCAGCAUCAUCCGACGCCGCCGCACAUGGAGCAGCACGGCGGGUCGGCGAACCUUAUGCAUAACCCGAACCUCAUGCACCUGCAGACGCACCAACAGCAGCACCACCAGCAGCACUCGCCACACAAUCCUCCGCCGCCGCAGCAGCACAAUCUAGAGCUGGGAGGAGGCUCGGGAUCCGGAGCGGUGCUGCUCUCGCCGGUGCACCUGCAGCAGAGCCCGCAGUCGAACCGCAGCAGCCACUCCCUCCAGGCCCAGAGUCCUCCGCCACAAGCCGUGGAGGAGCAGCAGCAGGCACACCAGCAACAGCAACAAGAGGCAGCCUCCGCCGAGGGAACAGGGGAUCCCAGCACUGCGCACGUGAUCAACUCCAUCACCAUUUCCCCGAGCAGCAGGCACAGCUUCAAGAUGGAGAACAUGUAAGACUGCCGCCGGGGAAGCAUCCCCCACUGCCCCAAAAAGAGGAGGAGUAAUUUAUUUUGCCUAGUUAGAGUUUGUAGUAGAAAAUUGAAUUUGAUUCGAGCCAGAGAGAGUAACCAAUGUAAAUACUGUAUUUGAUAAACUAAUGCGAAACGAUAAACCAACCAGUACUAAUGGGCGCUGUGAAAUGAAUCCCAGAUUGAGCUAACCAGGUUAAUUUUGGAUGCGUUUCGUGGCCCUGAGCGUAUAUCAAUGGGAAGCCACCAACUAACCAAAAUAGGGCUACAAUAAGUUAGAAUAAAUUGCAUUUUGGACCUGA